This is a messenger RNA of Poeciliopsis prolifica (blackstripe livebearer), 514 nucleotides long. RefSeq names its product defensin, beta-like 2 (gene defbl2). The transcript has 3 exons. Lineage: Eukaryota; Metazoa; Chordata; Actinopteri; Cyprinodontiformes; Poeciliidae. Bases 42 to 284 code for a protein of 80 amino acids. The record is from RefSeq and is a predicted model, not a curated record.
GACGGACUCCUCCCCCCCGUCGGGUUUGAAAUGCUGUAUAAAUGCAGCAUCAGUGUGUCAGCAGCAGUCUGAACGUUAAUUGGCGCCCAAACAUGAAAGGACUGAGCUUGGUUCUUCUCGUUCUUCUCCUGAUGUUUGCGACUGCGGAGGGAGAAGAUCCAGAGAUGCAGUAUUGGACCUGUGGGUACAGAGGACUCUGCAGACGGUUCUGCUAUGCCCAAGAGUAUAUUGUCGGACACCAUGGUUGUCCUCGAAGAUACAGGUGUUGUGCCGUGCGUUCUUAGCACUCUGAUGAUGGUCCAGAGAUGCCUGCAUAGUAGGAGACAACCUGGAAUAUUCUGCAGAGAUGGUUGACUUUCUGCUUCACCACCUCAGCCCACUUUGGUAUCUAAUGAAGUUGGAUCCAACAUAGUUUCUGUAGUGGGUAGAAUAAUAGGUACACCACGCUUUUACGCUGCCGACUGGAAUUGUCUAGGUUAUUUGCUUUGCUGCCAAUAAAUGCAUUAAAAAUAAA